UCUUUUCUGAUUUCGCUGCCCCACCUCCAACCCAAUCCGCAGCGCAAGCAUUCCACCGAGCUUUUGUUUCGACGUAAUUCUGGGGAUUGAUUUUGCCUCAACGAUAGAAAUUACUACCUCUUCGCUCGCUCGCUCAACCGUUGGCCUACCCACCGCUUUAUCAUCUGUGCAGCUUUCCUCCAUCACUUACACAGUAGAUAUACAUUUUUCCUGUCGUGCCGUGAGACCGCAGGCAACAGCGUCGGACUGAGGGGUCGCCCAAUGUGUGUUGGGCACUGCAUCUGCCGUACAUGAGAAUGCCGAAUACGUCUCGCACUGCACAGCUGCUCGGGGUAUAGUAGCUUUGCGAACAAGGAUUCCGCGUGCUGCGGGUAUCGAGUCCACCACGCAACAUACGUUAUUGUCCGGCGAUGGACACCCAGAUAGAGAAUGCGAUCGAGAUCGCCUGGAACCCUACGUCCAACCAGGCCCUCAAGGGCCAGGCCUUCGAGUUCCUCAACCAGCUGCGCACCGAUCCCCAGGCCUGGCAGGUCUGCACCACACUCUUCACCCGAACGCCCCGGACAUCCGAGGUAGUGCGUCUGGUCAGCCUCGAGAUAGUCAACAAUGCUGUCCACUCGCAAGCAGUUGACGGCGCCGGGCUCGGCUUUCUCAAGCAAUCUCUGCUCGACUAUGUCGGGCGCAUCUACAGCGGCGACGCCCAAGAACCCAUCGACCCACCACACAUCCAAAACAAACUCACACAGACACUAACCUACCUUUUCGUCUUCUUGUACAAGGAGGGCUGGGAGAGCUUCAUUGACGACUUCCUGGCCCCCGCCCAAAAGGAGAACAACCUCCCCGGAGUGGUCAUGUACUUGCGCCUACUCAGCUCGAUUCACGAUGAGAUCGCCGAUCUCAUGCUGAGCCGGCCAGACAGCGAGGCCAAGCGCAACAGCGAUCUCAAGGAUCUGGUGCGUGAGCGGGACAUGAGGAAGAUCGCCGAGUCUUGGAGGGAUCUACUGGCUCGGUUCAGCAACCAGAACGAUUCCGUGGUCGAAUCGACACUGAAGAUCAUCGGCAAAUGGGUGAGCUGGAUUGAUAUCCACCUUGUCAUCAACCAGGACAUGCUCAACCUCCUGUUGCCCCUGGUCGGGAGGACGAAUUCCACCGGCGGCGAGGACAAGGUCAGGGAUGCGGCUGUGGACACCUUCACGGAGAUUGUGGCCAAGAAGAUGAAGGCUAGCGAUAAGGUAGAGAUGAUCUCGUUCCUCAACCUCCGCGAGAUUGUCACGCAGCUGCUGGCAAGCCCGCCUCUGCACGAGUGGAAAGGGACGCCCCGGUACGACACGGAUCUCGCCGAGGCUGUCGCAAAGCUGGUGAACAACAUCGUGGCCGACGUGGUUCGUGUCCUGGAAGACGGCAAGGCCGAUACCGAUACGAGGGCAAAGGCCGAGCAGUUGCUCCGGGAUUUCUUGCCAUCGCAGCUCCGGCUAUUCUCGGACGAGUUCGACGAGGUCUGCUCGACAGUCAUCCCAUCUCUCACCGAUCUCCUGACUUUUCUCCGGAGGGUGGGCCCGCUGCCUUCCACGUACUCUGAGAUGCUGCCCCCGAUCCUGAACGCCAUCGUCCUAAAGAUGAGGUACGAUGAGACGUCUAACUGGGGCAACGAGGACGAACAGAUGGACGAGGCAUACUUUCAAGACCUGCGUAAGAAGCUCCAGAAUCUACAGAAGAGCGUGGCAUCUGUCGACGAGAAUCUCUGCAUAGAAUUCCUAAGCAAUCUCGUUGCGAAUAUGUUUUCCACUCUGGAACAACAGGGGUCGCAGAUGGACUGGAGGGACCUUGACCUCGCGCUGCACGAGAUCUAUCUCUUUGGCGAGCUGGCGCUGCCCAACAUGGGGCUGGCUCAGAAGAGUCAGCCGAACACCAUCGCUGCUGAACGGCUUGCCGUGAUGAUGAGCAAGAUGGUCGAGUCAGGCAUCGCCAACUAUCCGCACCCCGCAAUAGUACUCCAGUAUAUGGAAAUUUGCACCCGAUAUUACAGCUUCUUCGAGAACCAGCAACGUUACAUCCCGCAAGUGCUGGAGAACUUUGUCCGCCUGGUGCACUACGACCACGUGCGCGUCCGAACGAGGUCCUGGUAUCUGUUCCUCCGGUUUGUCAAAACGCUGAGGGCGCAAGUUGGCAAUGUGGCCAAAACGGUUAUCGAAUCUAUUAGCGAUCUUCUGCCGAUCAAGGCCGAGGUUCCUGGCAACGAUGCCGAUGAUGACAUGUCCUCUGACGAGUCGGACCACUCGGCCGACGCUGUCUUCAACAGCCAGCUCUACCUCUACGAGGCCAUCGGGUGCAUCUCGUCAACCUCGGCCACGCCCCCAGCGGACCAGGCCCUGUACGCCCGCUCCGUCAUGGAGCCUCUCUUCUCGGACAUGAGCGUUCAUAUGGAGCGGGCAAAGGCCGGUGAUGCGCAAGCCGUGCUCCAGGUGCACCAUAUUAUCAUGGCUCUGGGGACGCUGGCGAACGGCUUCGCGGAGACGACGACAGGUCAGCCAAACAAACGACCGCAACCGCAUGAGGCGGUAGCCAACGAGUUCUCGAGGGCUUCUGAGGCUAUCCUGAUUGCUCUCAACCAGCUCAACGCCAGCGACGACAUCCGGACUGCGUGCCGGUCGGCCUUCUCCCGGCUGCUGGGCGUCCUGGGCGCUGCCGUCCUGCCGCAGCUCCCGCAAUGGAUCGAGGGACUGCUGUCUCGUAGCUCGAGCAAGGAUGAAAUGGCCAUGUUCCUCCGGCUGCUCGAGCAAGUCGUCUACAACUUCAAGGGAGAGAUUUACAACAUCCUCGACCUUCUUUUGACCCCUCUCCUCGAGCGAGUAUUCAGCGGCCUGUCCGAGCCAAUUAGUGGAACCGACGACGAGAUCCAGCUACAGGAGCUGCGCCGCGAAUACGUCUCGUUCGUCCAGGUCAUCCUCGUCAACGACCUCGGCGGCGUUCUGGUCAGUGCCUCUAACCAAGGCAUCUUCGAAUCCCUCGUCUCCUCGAUCAUCAACAUCGCCAAGACGCUCACCCACGGCAACCUGGUGCCGAGCCGCACCGCCUUCAACGUCCUCAGCCGGAUGGCCUCGCAGUGGGGCGGCCCGGACGUUGCCACCAUCGGCGAGCACCCGACCACGACGGGCGCCCCGGCCCCCGCCAUCCCCGGGUUCGACCGCUUCAUGAUCGACCAGUUCCACGGCCUGUGCUGGAGCGUCCUGCAGGAUCCCCGAUUCAGACCCAACAGCGAUGCCCAGUCGAGGCAGAUCCUGAAUGAGAUCGCGGGCAUCCAGCAGGUGAUCUACGCCAAGACGGGCGACACAUUUGUGCGGCACGUGCAAGGGGUCACGUUCCCGCAGCUGGGGAUGGAUGCGACCGAGUAUCUGAGGGUGCUGACGACGUCAAGGGAGCGGAAGCCGGUUGUGUCCUGGUUGUUGGGGCUGCUUAAGGGGAGGAGCUAAGGAUAGGUGGGCCGAGGGUUAGAUAGGGUGGCGUCCAUAUGGGCAUAUGGAACCUAUGGACUAUGUAUCUAGUUGCCGUCUCCUAUUGAUCUAAGGCCGGCUGGGCAGUAAUACAUUCAUGUUGAUACCUACCGUUCUGUUCUGCGGAUCAUUGCUUUCUCGGGCUUGGUCUUGAAGUCUGACUUUAUCCUCUUCCUUUGUCCGUUGGAAAGAUUGGGUUUGCUUUUCUGUUCCUCAGCUGGGAGAUGCUACUUCGCGCCCAUAGCCAACAUAGAUAUAGAUCUGUUGUGUCUGG
Messenger RNA from Chaetomium strumarium, 3765 nucleotides. RefSeq names its product armadillo-type protein. Gene Ontology annotation, cellular component: cytoplasm; nuclear pore; nuclear matrix. NCBI's taxonomy places the organism in Eukaryota, Fungi, Ascomycota, Sordariomycetes, Sordariales, Chaetomiaceae. The record is from RefSeq and is a predicted model, not a curated record. The transcript has 3 exons. Gene Ontology annotation, molecular function: tRNA binding; small GTPase binding. Gene Ontology annotation, biological process: tRNA re-export from nucleus. Bases 411 to 3470 code for a protein of 1019 amino acids.